Molecule: messenger RNA, 4071 nt
Organism: Musa acuminata subsp. malaccensis (wild Malaysian banana)
Lineage: Eukaryota; Viridiplantae; Streptophyta; Magnoliopsida; Zingiberales; Musaceae
Product: sodium/hydrogen exchanger 8
Biological process (GO): regulation of intracellular pH; proton transmembrane transport; potassium ion transmembrane transport
Cellular component (GO): plasma membrane; chloroplast envelope
Molecular function (GO): potassium:proton antiporter activity; sodium:proton antiporter activity
Source: RefSeq, a predicted model, not a curated record
AUGAAUGGCUGCACCGAGAGCAGCAUAGAAACCGGUUUUCAUUUGCUUGUCCUCCCGCCGGGCAUACUAGCCGGCGAGGCCGCUACUUCUCGAACCUUCGCGUCUAUAAAUAGAGCCGGCUUCAGGUAGAGUGCGAGGUCGUCGGUUCUUUGUGGUUUCUCGCUCCGUUCUUGAGCGACCGCUCGGCGUCUCCCUGAGAGGGAGAUCUGGGCGCGUCCCCCCGGUAGGGGUGGUGGUACAAUGGCGGCGUCGGCGGAAGUGCCUGCCCCUUACGACGCCGGCAAGGCGAAGGGCGAGGGUCCAUCUCCGGAUGACGCAGUGAUCUUCGUCGGGAUUUCCCUCCUGCUCGGGAUCGGUUCCAGGCACCUGCUGAGGGGCACCCGGGUUCCCUACACCGUCGCGCUGCUCAUCCUCGGCAUCGGUCUUGGAUCGAUCGAAUAUGGAACGAGCGGUGGAUUAGGAAAAUUAGGAGCUGGCAUUCGUCUUUGGGCAAACAUAAAUCCCAAUCUUCUGCUAUCUGUUUUCCUUCCUGCUCUUCUUUUUGAGAGUUCCUUUUCUUUGGAAGUGCACCAAAUAAAGAGAUGCAUGGUGCAAAUGCUAUUACUUGCUGGGCCCGGUGUGGUUAUAUCGACCUUUUUCCUUGGAGUUGCUGUGAAGAUUACUUUUCCCUAUGGUUGGGAUUGGAAGACUUCAUUGCUGCUGGGGGGGCUACUUAGUGCCACAGAUCCUGUUGCUGUUGUGGCUUUACUGAAAGAACUUGGAGCAAGUAAAAAGAUGAAUACAAUAAUUGAAGGAGAAUCCCUGAUGAAUGAUGGGACUGCAAUUGUUGUAUUUCAGCUGUUCUACCAAAUGGUCCUAGGUCGGAGCUUCAACGUAGGAGAUAUAAUAAAAUUUCUGUCACAAGUUGCACUUGGAGCUGCAGCUAUGGGCAUAGCUUUUGGAAUAGUAUCUGUAUUAUGGUUGGGCUUCAUUUUCAAUGACACAGUUAUAGAGAUCACAUUGACUCUAGCUGUGAGCUAUAUUGCUUUCUUCACGGCUCAAGAUGCGGCAGAUGUUUCAGGGGUCCUGACAGUGAUGACUCUGGGAAUGUUUUAUGCUGCUUUUGCUAGAACAGCUUUUAAGGGUGAUGGUCAGCGAAGUCUGCACCAUUUUUGGGAAAUGGUCGCUUACAUCGCCAAUACAUUGAUAUUCAUCUUAAGUGGAGUGGUUAUUGCUGAAGCUGUACUCAACAAUGAUAGUCACUUUGAAAGACAUGGGACUUCAUGGGGUUAUGUCAUUUUGCUCUAUGCUUAUCUUCAAGUCUCGCGGAUCGUAGUUGUUGGGUCUUUAUUUCCCCUGCUGCAGUACUUUGGGUAUGGUCUUACAUGGAAAGAGGCAAUUAUUCUUGUCUGGUCAGGAUUACGAGGGACGGUUGCUUUAGCCCUGGCACUCGCUGUUAAACGUGCCAGUGACAACUUGGAUAAAUCAAUUCUCAAACGAGAAUUAGGGACCCUGUUUUUAUUCUUUACUGGUGGGACUGUUUUCUUGACACUAAUUUUGAACGGAUCAACUGUUCAGUUCUUCCUGCAGCUGCUGGACAUGGAUAAACUCUCGACAGAGAAGAUUCGCAUAUUAAACUAUGCAAGAUAUGAAAUGUUGAACAAGGCCUUGGAGUCUUUUCGUGAUCUUGGAGAUGAUGAAGAACUUGGGCCGGCUGAUUGGCCCACCGUAAGGCGAUACAUCACAUGCUUAAGUAACUUGGAUGAAGGUCAAAUACAUCCUCAUAAUAUCAGUGAGGGUGAGUCUUACAUGCAGAUGAUGAACCUGAGAGAUGUUCGUGUCCGUUUUCUAAAUGGUGUUCAGGCUUCUUAUUGGGGAAUGCUUGAAGAAGGAAGGAUAACACAGACUACAGCAACUCUGUUGAUGCGAUCUGUUGAUGAAGCUAUGGAUUUAGUAGCAAAUGAUCCUUUAUGUGAUUGGAAGGGUUUAAAAUCUAGUGUUCAUUUCCCAUACUAUUAUAGAUUCCUUCAAGUGAGCAAAUUUCCACGGAGGCUGAUCACAUAUUUCACUGUGGAACGAUUGGAGUCUGCAUGUUAUAUAUGUGCAGCAUUUCUUCGUGCUCAUAGAAUAGCAAGGGGACAACUCCAUGAUUUUCUCGGUGAGAGUGUAAUUGCUACUACCGUUAUCAAUGAAAGCAAUGCAGAGGGAGAGGAAGCUAGAAAGUUCUUGGAAGAUGUUCGUGUUACAUUCCCUCAGGUCCUCCGUGUUGUGAAGACCAGACAAGUAACUUAUUCAAUAUUGAAACAUCUGAAUGAGUAUGUGCAAAAUCUUGAACAAGUUGGAUUACUAGAAGAAAAGGAGAUGUUUCAUCUCAAUGAUGCUGUGCAGACUAACUUAAAAAAGCUUCUAAGAAAUCCACCUAUGGUAAAAAUGCCAAAAAUCUGUGAAUUAUUAAGCUCCCAUCCUUUGCUUGGUGCACUACCUUCCGCUAUCCGUGAGCCUCUCGGCAGUUCAACAAAAGAAACAAUGACAUUACAUGGUGUAAACUUGUAUAGAGAGGGUUCCAAGCCCACAGGCAUAAGGUUCAUUUCCGUUGGAGUAGUUAAGUGGACAAGUAAGAACUUGAGAAACAAGCAUUCACUGCAUCCAACCUUUUCACAUGGAAGCACUUUGGGAUUAUAUGAAGUUCUAACUGGAAAGCCAUAUAUUUGCAACAUGGUUACGGAUUCUGUUGUCCAUUAUUUCUUCAUUAAAUCUGAAAAGAUACUGUCAUUACUUAUGUCAGACCCAGCUAUUGAAGAUUUUCUUUGGCAGGAAAGUGCUAUAGUCAUAGCUAAAAUCUUGCUUCCCCAAAUAUUUGAGAAAAUGUCGAUGCAAGAACUGAGGGGUCUUAUUGCUGAAAGAUCAAGUAUGAACAAAUAUAUAAGAGGAGAAGCAGUAGAAAUAAGACCAAAGUCUAUUGGAUUUUUAUUGGAAGGAUUUAUAAAGACUCAAAAUGAUCAAGAACAGUUGAUAACAUCUCCAGCAGUAUUGCUGUCAUCACAAACUGAUCAAAGCUUUAUUGAUUUAGAAUCUUCAGGUGUGAACAGUCUUAGCUUCUGUCACACUGCAUCCAGGUACCAGGUCGAAACAAGGGCCAGGGUGAUAUUUUUUGACAUUGGUGUAUCUGAGGCUGAUGGUGCUCUUCAAAAGAGAUCUGCCUCGUGGAUCUUACAAUCUGGUGAACCACAAAGAACCCCGAGCAUGGAGCAUAUAGGGUUGCUUAGCUGGCCUGAGCAUCUGUAUAAAGCCACAGGACAUCAUCAGAGUCCUAAUGAAUCCAUUAAGCAGUCAACAAGUUUAUCUGCCAAAGCAAUGGAACUAAGCAUAUACGGGAGCAUGGUGAAUGUCAGGUGUAGCCACUGCCGAAAUAUAAUGACCGGUUCAACAUCUAAUCAUUCACACAGCCUGUCCUACCCUAGAGUUCCAUCAAGAACAACAGAUGCCAGAUCUCUUGUGUCUGUUCAAUCGGAGGGAAGUAGUCUACAAAGCAGGCUAGCUCCAAGAAGGUCUGGCAAAUCGGGUUCUAUAGCUCCAAGAAGGAACGUAAGGCAUGCUGAAGAUAAUUCAAGCGAUGAAUCUGGAGGUGAAGAAGUCAUUGUUAGAAUUGAUUCUCCCAGUAGACUCUCUUUCAACCAGACCUCUGGAACUUAAAUUAGCUCCAAGUGGUGAUGCAAUGUGUACCCGUAGGUGUAUGUCUGUUUAUUUCCGGCCUUCCUCCUGUUGAUAAGCAAAGGUGACAAAUUUUCUCUCUUCCGGUUUGGACAACAGCAUUGCUUCCCUGCCUCAUCAUCUUGGGUACAGGUGGGAGACCAGAGUUCCAGGCAAUGUUCAUGUUGAAUAAAAGUUUACAAGGCGUGCGUCCAAAGUGGCUGGCUGUUCUGUCACACAAAACCCAUUCCUUUGGCACCAAAGGAAUGGGGACCUGAUCCUAGGUUGGCAUACCUCCGAAUCAGUUGGACUCUUGUAGUUGUAUUGUAAUUGGAGAAACAAUUACUACUGUUGUGAAGUUUGGAUUUGGUCAAUAAAAAAGGGUAAAUGUUAAUUUGUAUA